This is a messenger RNA of Condylostylus longicornis, 1134 nucleotides long. RefSeq lists its product as uncharacterized. Gene Ontology annotation, biological process: DNA integration. Gene Ontology annotation, molecular function: nucleic acid binding. The record is from RefSeq and is a predicted model, not a curated record. The coding region runs from base 1 to 1134 and encodes 377 amino acids. The transcript is spliced from 5 exons. Lineage: Eukaryota; Metazoa; Arthropoda; Insecta; Diptera; Dolichopodidae.
AUGUUAAAAUUAGCUGCUUUUGAUUUAGAAGUAACAUAUAAGUCCGGAAAAAAAAUGUUCAUAGCCUAUAUACUUUCACGUGCAGCAUUAUCAACUUUUGUUGAUGAACAAAUUGAAGAAGAAAUCAAUUUGUGUUGCAAUUUAUUAAUUGCAUCAUUGUCGGUCAAUGAAUUAACAAUAGUUGAUAAUUUAAUAUAUAAAUGCAACAGUCUUGUGAUUCCUACAAGUCUGAGAAAGGAUAUUUUGUCACGUGUUCAUGAAGGUCAUUUAGGCAUUGCAAGGUGCAAAAAUUUAGCUAGGAAUAGUGUUUUUUGGCCGAGCAUGAACAAUGAUAUUCAAAACGUUGUGUCUAAUUGUGAAAUUUGUAUACGAUACAGAAAGUCAAAUCAAAGGCAACCAAUAAUACCACAUGAAAUAGAAGCUAUUCCGUGGUAUAAGGUUGGAAUUGAUAUUUUCGAUUAUAAUAAACAAAAGUACCUAUUAGUUGUAGAUUAUUAUUCUACAUAUAUUGAAAUUGCUUUACUAAAUACGGGCUUUACAGCCAAAAGAAUUAUUCACCAUCUUAAAUCUAUUUUCGCCAGACAUGGCAUUCCCAAAGUUAUGAUAUCAGAUAAUGGCCCGCCUUUCAAUUCAAAAGAAUUCAAAGAAUUUUCAAUUUCUUGGGAUAUAGAUCAUAAUACUUCGAGUCCUUACUAUCCUCGAUCUAACGGCCUAGCUGAAAGAUCAAUUGGAACAAUUAAGACACUUUUACAAAAAAGUAAUGACAGUAAAACUGAUCCUUAUAUCGCAUUAUUACAACACCGCACUACCGCAAAAAAUGGAUGUCUUUCCCCAGCGGAACUUUUAAUGUCAAGAAAACUACGAACAAAGUUGCCAACUCUUCGGGAUGCCCUGAAGCCUAAUACGAUUGACGCUAAGAUUUUUAAAGAUAAUGAGGGCAAUACAUAUAGGAGAAAUAGGGAACAUCUGUUAGAAACACCUUGUAGUGGUAUUCCAAAGAACUUUGAUAAUGAUAAAAAUAAUGAAGAGGUAUUUUCUUCUCCUGAAAGGGAAGAAGCCGAACUAGAAAAGGAAUGGAUGGAAAAAUGCGCAACAGAAAAUAAGGAUAAAGCUGAAAUAUUUGCAGAUCAUUGA